Kwoniella shivajii is the source of this 1518-nucleotide messenger RNA. RefSeq lists its product as uncharacterized. Bases 1 to 1518 code for a protein of 505 amino acids. The transcript has 6 exons. Gene Ontology annotation, cellular component: lipid droplet. The record is from RefSeq and is a predicted model, not a curated record. Lineage: Eukaryota; Fungi; Basidiomycota; Tremellomycetes; Tremellales; Cryptococcaceae.
AUGGCAUCUCUACCACCAUUGGCAGCUUUAUUCCUGACCCACUUUGACGAUAUCAAAGGCCAGUCCGUAGUAUUCUACGCGUCUUUACCUAAUUUGCCAGCAGAGACUAUCGAGCAUACCACUCUUCCUUCGGGUCUACAUGUACUAGAGUCUGAUUUGGUACUAUUUGAGCAUCACGAUUUACCGGGUGCAGGAUUAUUCCGGAGUCGGUUGAGCGAUGAAGGUACGCGUGGAAGAAGGAUGGGUACAUUGGGUGUCGUACUUGCCAGCCCUUCUGUACCAGCUGAACUCUUUGCAUUACAUGAUCCUCUUUCUUCCCUGUUUGACCAAUUGGAACAACUCGAAUCAUCACCCUUUGCUCCUUCCACUUCUUCCAAACCUUCUAGCGCCGUUUCGCUUCUCGCCAAAGUAUGGCACGACAAUCGUGCAGACGCGCCUGAUACGUCUACCACUGUGGUCAAGAGGACUGGAAAAGAACCUGUAAGAGGAGUGAGACAAUUGAUCAAUGGAACUGCAAGUCUACCGGUCGAACAUCCCAUCGCCUACAUGCCAACUCUGUUAGGAGUCUUAGGUCCAUCGAUAGUUCCUGUUUACAAAGCCGCUCUUUCCGGACAGAGGAUACUGCUGUACUCUACUCCCCCACUUCUACCUUUAGCAGCUUUCGCAUGGUGCAUAUGGGCGAUGUCUAUCUCCUCUGCCACAACACCGGUUGCACGGCCGUCCCAAUGGCUAGGCAAUGUGGGUCUCAUGGAUCUCACAGAUGUGAAAAAUCGAAAAGGUGGAUGGAUAGCUACCACGUCGGACGCGAUCUACAAAUCUCAUCAUACUGUCUAUGAUGUCUUUAUUGAUCUUUCCUCGAUUCCUAUAUCUCCAACAUCGGAUGUGGAGAAUGCACCUUCAACUCCGACCCCACAUAUUGUUUCUACGUAUCAUCAACCCAACAGCACACCUGUACCCAUUUCAUAUUCCUUCUCAGAUCUGCCUCUAUACAGAUCCUUGCUCCUGCUCACUUCAUCACCGCCUACAGUCCACGCGGGAAUGAGCAAGACUGGCGGUUGGUGGCUUCUGGCUUUCGAGCUUCUCGAACAAGCCUGGAAACUUUGUGUAGGAGUUUGCCAAUUCGCCGUCGGAAAAGGGAGAGUCGGCGAGGAAGGGCAGUUCAGACUCGACGAAGGCGAAGAGGACGCUAGCUUACUUGGUAGUGAAGACGAUUUCGGUCCUGAAACCGUUGAGGAACAAGAUCAAAUCGAUGAACAUCAAGAAGAUGAAGCUAUAAGAAGAGGAAAGUUGAUUUUGAGACAAUUACACCAUAACACCUAUCAUCUGGAUGCGAAAUUGCGAAGUGUUCUUGGCUCCCGACCUCGGGGUGAUGCAUUCCGAACCGCAAGUCUCAACGUCGCAGAAAUCAGAGAGUUGGUUGGCCGUAAGUGGCAUCUGGGUGGUCCAGAAGGUGAAGAUCAGUUCUGGUUGGAUGUUUCAGGCAAAUGGGGGAUGACUAUAGAUCCAAACACAGACUAG